This is a messenger RNA of Schistocerca piceifrons (Central American locust), 939 nucleotides long. RefSeq names its product nurim homolog. Gene Ontology annotation, cellular component: nuclear membrane. Bases 122 to 901 code for a protein of 259 amino acids. The record is from RefSeq and is a predicted model, not a curated record. The transcript has 6 exons. Lineage: Eukaryota; Metazoa; Arthropoda; Insecta; Orthoptera; Acrididae.
GCACCGCUCAUUGGCAUGUUUAUUUUGGUUAUAGCAGGGUAGCUUGGGCGUGUAGACCUCCUGGGAAGCGAAAUUCAUGCCCGUUAAAUAUCACAGUCAGAGUGCUCUUUAACCCAUAAAAAUGAAACUGAGGGACGUUUUUCAUGUCAGUUUUUCCUUAGUUAGUUUUUUGUUUAGUGCAGUAACAUUCAUCCAGCUGAUAUUUUUCUUGUCCCACUUACCGAAGGAUGAAGAGAGUCAUUCAAAAGAUGACAUACGUGGUUUUGAGGAUGCCAUAUGGCCUUUGCUGGUUGAUUUAGCAUUACUUUAUUUGUUUGUUCUGCAACAUUCUGUAAUGGCAGAACCAUAUGUAAAAGAUUUUUUUGUGUCUCAUGGUGCUUCAGUGAUCCAGCGAAGCAUUUAUGUUCUUCUGUCAUCUGUGGUUCUGCAGGUUGUUUUCCAGUAUUGGCAGUAUGUCCCAUGGCUAACGCUUUGGCACAUUGAUACUACACAGAGCAGUAUAAAACUGUGGUGUUUUGCAGUGAUUCACUGCUGUGCUUGGAUAAUGACGUAUGCAGGAGUGAUUAACAUGGAUGUGCUGGAUCUGUUGGGAGUGAAGCAGGUUUAUUUUGACAUUAAUGGCUGGGGGCAACCAGAUAUAUACAAGUCAGCAGAGCUUAGACGUUUUUACCAACAUAUGCGACAUCCAACAUUUCUGGGGUUUUUGACCAUUUUCUGGUUGUAUCCUAUAAUGAGUAUUGAUCGUUUACUUCUGGCGUUUAUAUGGACAGGUUACAUGAUAAUUGGUUGGAACGUUGAUCGCAAAGACUUGUUGUAUAUUAAAAAACAAUUUAAUAACAAGAUGGUGGAGCUUUCUCCAAAUAAAUACCUUACUUUUUAUGAGAGAAGCAAGCUUUCGUAAUGAUUCCUGUUUUGUGUAAACCUGGCUGCUAAUUUAUA